This is a messenger RNA of Cyphomyrmex costatus, 1729 nucleotides long. It is a transcript of the gene Usp14, whose product is annotated as ubiquitin specific protease 14. The coding region runs from base 116 to 1624 and encodes 502 amino acids. NCBI's taxonomy places the organism in Eukaryota, Metazoa, Arthropoda, Insecta, Hymenoptera, Formicidae. The record is from RefSeq and is a predicted model, not a curated record. The transcript is spliced from 7 exons. Gene Ontology annotation, molecular function: protein binding; cysteine-type deubiquitinase activity; proteasome binding. Gene Ontology annotation, biological process: proteasome-mediated ubiquitin-dependent protein catabolic process; protein deubiquitination; regulation of proteasomal protein catabolic process.
GUUGGCCAUCUAUCUAUUAUUGUGGCAAAUUUCAGAAAAUUCUUUGUGGUGACACCGUGACACAUGUUUGAUACACGUAUCACGUAUUGACAAGUUGCAGUCAAAAAGAAUAAACAUGCCUCAAUACACAAUUAAAGUAAAAUGGGGCAAAGAGCUCUUUUCUAAUGUAGAAGUUAAUACCGAGGAAGAUCCAAUAUUAUUUAAAGCACAGCUCUUUGCGUUGACUGGGGUUCAGCCAGAGAGACAAAAAGUUAUGCUGAAAGGAAUGACACUUAAAGAUGAUGAUUGGGGCAAUUUAAAGCUUAAAGAUGGUGUCACAAUACUUAUGAUGGGUUCUAAGGAGGAAGAUGUACCUACAGAGCCAAUAGAAAAGCCAGUGUUCUUGGAAGACAUGAAUGAAGCUGAAUUGGCUACUGCUUUAGAUUUGCCAUCUGGUUUACUUAAUCUUGGCAAUACAUGUUAUUUAAAUGCAACAGUACAAUGUUUAAAAACUGUACCAGAAUUACGAGAAGCCUUGAAAAUUUUCUCAGGAGGUUGGACUACAGGUGCGAGUUUAUCAAUAACUGCACAAAGUAUAACUGCAUCGUUAAGGGAUUUGUAUGACAAUAUGGACAAAGGAACAGCAAGAGCGCCACUUGUUUUGCUUCAAAUGCUACAUUUGGCUUUUCCAAGAUUUGCAGAAAAAAACGAACAGGGUGUAUUUCAGCAACAAGAUGCAAAUGAAUGUUGGACAGAGUUAAUUAGAAUGUUGCAACAGAAGUUGCCCACAAAGAACAAUCCAGAUGUACCAGAAGAUAAUAAUAAAGCUUCUAAACCAAGAUCAUUCAUUGAACAAUACUUUGGAGGUAUAUUUGAUUGUGAGUUGAAGUGUAUUGAAUCCGAAGAUGAGCCAGCCACUGUUGCGAAAGAAGAAUUCUUACAACUGAGUUGUUUUAUUUCAACUGAUGUUAAGCAUAUGUAUUUUGGACUUAGAAACAAAAUGCAGGAGCAAAUAACAAAAAUGUCACCAACACUUGGAAGAAAUGCCACUUAUACAAAAACGUCAAAAAUUAGCAGGUUACCAGCAUAUUUAACCAUACAAUUCGUACGGUUUUAUUACAAGGAGAAAGAAGCAAUUAAUGCGAAAAUCUUAAAAGACGUUAAAUUUCCUUUGGAUUUUGAUGCUUUUGAAUUAUGUAGUUCUGAACUUCAAACCAAACUUAUACCAAUGCGUGAAAAGUUUAAAGAAUAUGAAGAUAUUUUGGUAGAGGAAUCUUGUAACGCAACUAAAGAUAAAGAAGAUAGUGUAAAAAAAGAGAUGAGAAAAGAACCAUUCUGGUUUAAAGAUGAUUUGGGAUCGAAUAAUAGUGGUUAUUACAAAUUACAAGCUGUUUUGACACACCGAGGACGUUCCAGCAGUAGUGGUCAUUAUGUCGGUUGGAUUCGACAAAAGGGUGACACAUGGAUGAAGUGUGAUGAUGAUGUUGUUACAGCCGUUACUAGUGAAGAAGUUUUAAAACUUAGCGGAGGCGGUGAUUGGCAUUGCGCAUAUGUUCUUUUGUAUGGUCCUAGAAUUUUGGAAGUGGAAGUGAAGGAUACAAAAGACAAUUCAGUUAAUACACACAAUACUGAAAUUGAUAAAUAAUUGCUUUAAAUUAUGCUCUAGAUAAGAAAUUACUUGGGUUACUAGCUUCAUACAAAUAUUUGUUUGUUCUUGUACGAAUUAAUAACAGUGUCAUUAAAAAACAUC